AUGACCGCUGCGCUGGUGCCGGCCGCGAGGCAGCUCUCGGUCCUCGCUCCCGCCUUUGGUCUGCACACCGCGCUGAUCUCGCGCGUCACGCUGCGCGUCCCACCCUUGGGCGACCUCUACCUGGAGGACGCGAUCGGCGCGGCAGCGGCGCUGUGGCUGGCGCCACGGUGUGUGCCUCCGCUCGCCGCGCUCUCGUCGCCUGCAAGCGAGCCGAGCCUUCCGCGCCUCAGUCGGCGGCGCCUGGCGUUUCUGCUGGCGGCGCUUGGCGCGAGGUACCUCCUCUCCGGCUGCAUCAAGCAGGGUGCUGGCUGGCUGCUCGCUGCGGCAACGCCGCGCCUGGCGGCUCCCCGAGCGUGGGCGCUCGCGACGCUGGCGGGGCACCUCGCGUGGGUCGGGAUGGCAGUCCGCCUGCUCGGCGACGAGCUCGGCUUCUUUGCUCCGCGCUCGGCCUGGCUCCGGCUCGACUGGAGCGCAUCCUGGCUGCGGUGGGUGCUGUGCGGCGCCGCUGCGUGCGUGCCUGCCUUUGAGCUCGCCUCCAGCCUGGCGCCGUCGCCGGAGCUGGGGCUGGGCGCGCUCGCCUCCGCCGCCCCCACCAUCACCGCCCAGAUCACCUCCCUCGACGACGGCCUCGCCUUCGCCCUCUCGGUCUUCACCGCGUGCGCCUCAGGCCCCUUUCUCGAAGAGGUGCUCUACAGGGGCUUCCUCUUGCGCGCGCUGAGGCAGCACAUGCCGCUCGGUCUCGCCGCGCCCGCCUCGGCCGCGCUCUUUGCCCUCCACCACGGCACCGGGCCCGGCCAGCCCACUCUGCCCCUCGCGGCGCUCGGCCUCGUCUUCUCGGCCACGUUCGUCGGCAGCGGCAACCUCGCCGUGAGCAUCCUCACCCACUCCCUGUGGAACUUGCGAGUUGUGGCGCUGAGUAGGCUGCGGUGA
This is a messenger RNA of Emiliania huxleyi CCMP1516, 930 nucleotides long. Its product is annotated as putative abortive infection protein. Gene Ontology annotation, molecular function: metalloendopeptidase activity. The transcript has a single exon. The record is from RefSeq and is a predicted model, not a curated record. Gene Ontology annotation, cellular component: membrane. NCBI's taxonomy places the organism in Eukaryota, Haptophyta, Isochrysidales, Noelaerhabdaceae. Bases 1 to 930 code for a protein of 309 amino acids. Gene Ontology annotation, biological process: CAAX-box protein processing.